Xenopus laevis (African clawed frog) is the source of this 1951-nucleotide messenger RNA. It is a transcript of the gene pitx1.L, whose product is annotated as paired like homeodomain 1 L homeolog. Gene Ontology annotation, cellular component: nucleus. The record is from RefSeq and is marked provisional. Lineage: Eukaryota; Metazoa; Chordata; Amphibia; Anura; Pipidae. Gene Ontology annotation, biological process: regulation of transcription by RNA polymerase II; anatomical structure morphogenesis; regulation of DNA-templated transcription. Gene Ontology annotation, molecular function: DNA binding; DNA-binding transcription factor activity; DNA-binding transcription factor activity, RNA polymerase II-specific.
AGCUAAAAACGAGCAGGGCUAGCAACUCGCACGUCUAACACUCAUGCACUUCUGCUUGGAAAUCUGAAAAAGAAGACGCAUUUUUUUUCCCUAAAAACUUCUUUCAGCGUUUUUUUUUUUAAUGGGCCACCACCCUUUGAAGGGCAGAAACUGGAUUUGAUUUUUUUUGGUUUGUGUAGGAUUUGUUGAGUGUGUGUGUGUGUGUGGAACAGGCGUUUCAUGAGCAGAAGUGAUUGACCAUGGAUUCCUUUAAAGGAGCUAUGAAUUUGGAAAGAUUGCCUGAGAGUUUAAGACCCCAGCCUUCCCACGACAUGGCCACCAGUUUCCAUUUGCAGAGAUCAUCUGAAGCCAGGGAUCCCAUGGACAAUUCAGCCAGUGAGUCUUCUGAUACUGAAAUCGCAGAGAAAGAACGAACCGGGGAGCCAAAAGGAGAGGACGGGAAUGGGGAUGAUCCCAGCAAGAAAAAGAAGCAGAGGAGACAAAGGACUCACUUUACCAGCCAGCAGCUGCAGGAGCUGGAGGCCACUUUCCAGAGGAACCGAUAUCCAGACAUGAGCAUGAGAGAGGAGAUUGCUGUAUGGACCAAUCUGACUGAGGCCAGGGUCAGGGUGUGGUUCAAGAACCGCCGAGCCAAGUGGAGGAAGAGGGAGCGGAACCAGCAGAUGGACCUGUGUAAGAAUGGUUACGUGCCCCAGUUCAGCGGGCUCAUGCAGCCGUACGACGAGAUGUACGCAGGAUACCCCUACAACAACUGGGCCACAAAAAGCCUCACCCCUGCCCCCCUGUCCACCAAGAGCUUCACCUUCUUCAACUCCAUGAGUCCCUUGUCUUCCCAGUCCAUGUUCUCCGGCCCCAGCUCCAUCUCUUCCAUGAGCAUGCCCUCCAGCAUGGGUCACUCUGCGGUGCCAGGCAUGGCCAACUCCAGCCUCAAUAACAUCAAUAACCUGAACAACAUCAGCGGCUCCUCCCUCAACUCAGCCAUGUCUUCUACUGGUUGUCCCUAUGGACCCCCUGGUUCCCCCUACACGGUUUACCGGGACACUUGUAACUCCAGUCUGGCAAGCCUGAGACUGAAAUCCAAGCAGCACUCCACCUUCGGCUACAGCAGCCUCCAGAGCCCGGCCUCCAGCCUCAAUGCUUGCCAAUAUAACAGUUGAUAGACUCCCCCGGCCCCAGCGCCUGUCCCGUGGACUCUCACACAUGGACCACACAAUGUUGUUUUGUGCAAGACACCGAAUCGAAAGAACACAUGGAUGAGUUGCAAUUUUUCUCUGGAUUAUGCGGGUUGUAUGUGUUUACUUGAACUUGCACAAGAAGUUCUCUGUAGCCACUCUCCCGGGCGAGAGAUUGGAGACACAUUGAUAUAAGGAACAGGUGGUGGCUUUAAUAAGUGGCUUUAAUAAGUGGCUCCUCUGGUGGUUAAUAAGUGGCUCUUCUGGUGGUUAAUAAGUGGCUCCUCUGGCGCUACCAGCCAGGGACUUUGCGCAUCGCCUACCACUCACACCACAACCUUGGAAACUAUAGGGAGAGGAGCAAGGAAGAAACAAUGAAUAAAAGGGGUUUAAAAAGAAUUAAAAAAAAAAAAGGGUUAACCACUUAAAAAGGUUAUAUGUAUAUAUAAAUAGAUGUCGCUGCUACCAGAGUGCGACAAAUCAAUCUGGUUUCACCAAUGCAUGAUUCUCCGUGUUUGUUCAGCUACAAAGGAAGAUCCGAUUGUUUCCAAAUACAACGCUCUUCGUUCUAGAAUCCCACCCUGGAACAAUUAAACCCUCCCCCGCGGCUCUUCUACGGUUAUUUCAUCCCCCCGCCCUUCCUCCUAAAUCCACUCCCCUGGCAAUUGUAUGUAUGCUAUGCUUCUAGAUCGAUCGAUCUUCAUUAUUUAUCUGCAAUUUAUAGCUCCCUAUAUGUAUCCUAAAUAUGCUAUGUACAAAUAAUAAAUCAUUCAAACCUU